GGGAGGGAAACCAUGGUAAUAAUAAAAUAGAGCCACAAAUUUCGUUAAUCUUUGACCAGCUAGUGCUUACAGAGAUUUAUUUUGAGCAAGAUUUGCAAAUGUAGAACAAAAAAAAAGCCAUAUUGAUUUCUUUCACUCAUCAGUUUGCGAGAUGGUCACGGGCGAUAAUUGGAAUUCCGAUAUUCUGCUGAUGUGAUAUAACGCGGCAAGUAAAGGUCGUAUUAACAGAGACACAUUAAUAGAGAACGACAUUUGUGCCGAAUGCCUUAGAAUAAUAGUUUCAGGUGAAAAAGCUGUUAAUAAUGGUGGAAAUGAUAUAAACAAGACACAACAUUAAUGGCUGUCGCCAAACGUGAGCACGCAACAUCCGGUGCUAAUGAGGAUGACUGCCAUGUGACAAUUACUGAAGAUCUUACAAGCUCGGCAGGAGAUUCUGUGAUAAACAAACAUUCAGGUGAUGAUACAGGUCAUGAGAAAUUACUUAGAAAAACAGCGUCUGUCGAUGGAAAGGCAAUACCUCAUUGCAGAGCAUCAAGGCCGCCUCACUACCUGUACUUUGCUUUAAUUGUCACGCUCUGCUGUAACUUUCCUUUUGGUGGAGUAGCGGUUAUCUUCUCCUUACUCUCCAAAAGAAGCGGGAAGAAAGGUAAUAUCAAAGACGCUGAAUUUUGGGGGACCAUCUCAAAAUGGUUUAGUAUUGUUGGCAUUGCAAUCGCCCUCGUGGUUGUUGCAUUUCUGAUCGUGUAUUAUGUGCAUAUUGACAAAAAUAUUGUUGACACACCGGAGGAACUUCACCUGAAUGAAGGAUGACAUCACUGUGGCUCGAAUAAUCAAAGCGUUUAGGUUUAAGUUGUUUCAGUUGUAUAUAAAUAUAUCAUUGUCAAGCUGAUUCGUGCAAUAACUCUUCAAUUGUUUGGAUUUAAGGCCGUAUAUCUGUGACCUUUAGUUUAAAGAGUCUUUAAAAAUAAUUUGUUUGUUGUAUAUAAGCUUUUAUGGCACUCCAUUAUUGGGAUAUAGCAAACACAGCAUAACAAAAUUACAGUUAGAAGUAGAAAUCAAGAUACUUUCAAGCAAGGCAUGAAUUUUGACAGAGAUACUGGUUUUGAGUAUGUACAGAUUAAAAGAAUAUGACAGACAAGUAAGUCUAAAGCCAGUGAAAGUUCAAAGUAUGUGCAAUCAGGAGGCUAAACCAUCAAACAGGGAUACACUAUGAAUAUGUUUACAUGUAUGCAGAGAUGUUGAAUCAAUAUACAUAUGUCUAUAUAUCAUUGUAGAUAGGCCACAAUUGAAGUCUUGAGUUCUUUGUUAGGACUUUGAUUCACAAUAGUGUUUAUGUAUAAUUGCUACAUUUUUUUUAAAUUUAGAAAUGUUCUCAAAUUGGCAUGUUUUAUUUUUGAAUUGUAAAUACUAUGAAGCAAAGCUUGGUGAAAUAAUUCGAGAAAGGAAACGUGAAAAAAAAACGAUACAGUUAUUUGGAAUAAAUAUCAGUAUUAGGAAAUGGCAGCCGUAUACAGGGGUAAUGUUAAAGACCAUUCAAUGUACGCUUUUAAUUCAAUAUGUACAUUUUUUUUUCAUUUGAGAAAAGUUUUCAUCAUUAUUAAGUUGACCUGCAAAAAAAAUUUGAUUUAGUUUUUUAAACGUUUUGAUUACAUGUUUACUUCCAGUACUGACCAUUACGGGAAAUUUCACGUCGUAAUCAGUAUUUUUACAUUGAGUUAUAACAAAAGCAGUUGCUUAGCUGCUUCUACACAUGUAGUUAAUGGACCCAUAAUGACGAUCGGCAACUUCCGUGCGAUUAUGUAUCCUUCGUAUGCGAUUUCGGCAUCCUUCGGCCAGAACAGAAAAUCUCCAACACAGUGUUACUUCCCUUUACUCGGUAUAGAGUAGACACUGCCACCACGUAUAAAUUGGACAGGAUUUCAGCCGAAUUAUAUUUUUCGUUUUUUUUUUUCCUUUUUAAUUUUUGUUGUAGAUCUACAAAGUUUAUAUUUCAAAAGCUAAAUAUUGUAGACCAAUGUUUUCUUUGUAAUACGAGUAAAAAAAUAAUAAUAAUAAUGUAGCAAUACUAAAUUUACCCCUUUU
Molecule: messenger RNA, 2082 nt
Organism: Mercenaria mercenaria
Lineage: Eukaryota; Metazoa; Mollusca; Bivalvia; Venerida; Veneridae
Exons: 3
Coding region: 337-810 (157 amino acids)
Cellular component (GO): membrane
Source: RefSeq, a predicted model, not a curated record